GAGAGUUCUCAACAGGAGAGGACGGUCAUUAAAUGGUAGAGUGUCAAGCCGGUUGUGUUAUAUAAAUAGUAGCGGUAGUUUCAUAACAGAAAUCAAACAAAAUGGGAGCUCGUAUCUCCCGAACUGAUUUCGAAUGGUCUUACACAGACGAACCUCAUGCCACAAGAAGAAAAGAAAUUUUAGGUAAAUAUCCACAGAUGAAGAAAUUAAUGGGAAGUGAUCCAAAUUUGAAAUACUCAGUCUUGCUAUUAGUUGUGAUACAAUGUUUAGCUUUAUACCUGGUUCGAGAUGCUUCCUGGCCAAUGCUUCUAGUGGCGACGUAUUGCUUUGGUGGAACAGUUAACCACUCCUUAAAUCUAGCCAUUCACGAAAUAUCACACAAUUUAGCUUAUGGACAUUCUAAACCUUUAUGGAAUAGACUUCUAGGAUUUAUUGCGAAUUUACCAAUAGGAGUGCCGACAUCGAUAUCGUUUAAAAAAUAUCAUCUGGAGCAUCACCGUUACCAAGGUGAUGUAUUGCGGGACGUAGAUGUUCCCUCAGAAAUAGAAGGAAAAAUUUUUGUCAACACGUUUAUGAAGGUUAUAUGGGUGAUUCUUCAACCUCUGUUUUAUGCAAUCAGACCAUUUUUUGUAUAUCCCAAACCACUGAGUAUGUUAGAGGUUAUCAACAUAAUUAUACAAGUUUCCUUCGACACUCUAGUAGUCUAUACUUGUGGAUGGAAAUCCUUAUUUUAUCUGAUUGCUGGAACACUUCUAGGAACAGGGUUACAUCCCCUUUCAGGGCAUUUUAUCUCUGAACAUUACAUGUUUGUUAAAGGUUACGAAACGUAUUCUUAUUACGGACCUUUAAAUUUAUUGACAUUUAACGUGGGAUAUCACAACGAGCAUCACGAUUUUCCCAGCAUUCCUGGCUCCAGAUUACCAGAGGUAAGAAAGAUAGCUCCAGAAUAUUAUGACAAUUUACCACAACAUACAUCAUGGGUCAAGGUCAUUUGGGAUUUUAUCGUAGAUCCAGAAAUCGGCCCGUAUUCUAGAAUCAGACGUAGGAACCAAGGUCAGCAGAGUGGUGUCGCAUCGACUGAAAACGAGAAAAGCGAAUAAACGUAGAGGAUAGGUGAAAAUGUGAAAAUGGACAUAAAUAAGGAUUGGGCUAUAUACUGGGCAUUAUAUCAAAAACUUCAAGAGAUUGUAAACAGGUUUUCUAAACUGUUUAUGAGUAUCGGAGACAUUGAUAGCGUCAAUUUGUACCAUUCCAAUUUUCAUUCCGACGUCUUGGAUUCUUGCAAUUCCACAAAACUAAUGCAUUUUAUGACGUAACUAGAGGGGAACUGCAAAGAUAUUAAUAGUAGCUUCCGGUAGCUCCAUCUAGUGAUGUCAUGAAAGGCGUUAGUUUUAGUGGAAUUGCAAGAAUCACAGACGUCGGAAUGAAAAUUAGAAUGGUGCAAAUUGAUGCUAUCAGUGUCCCAGAUACACAUAAGAAGUUUAGAAAACCUCUUUACAAUCCCUUUAAUUAAAAUGAAAUUCAGAUUUUACAGUAUUGAUUUGCAGUUAUUUGUAUGGAUAAUUUAAUAUCUAUUUAAAUGAUUGACCUAUCAGAUGACUGGACUUGAAAUCAUUUUCAGAUUUUGAGAAUAAGGCCUAUAUCAUGUUAAAUGACAUAAAUAUGUCAUUUGAAAUUACUGAUAUAUAAAACAAUAUGUAUAUUCAUAAAUAUGUCGAUAUAUACAUACAUGUAUAUGGUAAUUUUGUAGAU
Molecule: messenger RNA, 1752 nt
Organism: Lottia gigantea (owl limpet)
Lineage: Eukaryota; Metazoa; Mollusca; Gastropoda; Lottiidae
Exons: 3
Coding region: 102-1100 (332 amino acids)
Biological process (GO): ceramide biosynthetic process
Cellular component (GO): membrane
Molecular function (GO): sphingolipid delta-4 desaturase activity
Source: RefSeq, a predicted model, not a curated record